AUGAAGGCGAGAAAUGAAACAGCGAAAAGACGGGCAGAGAUGAAGGAGAAAUUGAAGAAUCUGAUUGAGGUAAUGAGAGAAAUAAAGAUUAAAGUGAAGCUGAAAGCAGGGAUUGAGAUGGAGAUAAAGCUGAAAGCAGAAGUUCAAGUGAAGGAGAAAGUAGAAUUGGAAGUGACAAUAAAGGUAGAAGUGGAAGUGAAGUUACAUGCUAAAGUAAAGAUUCAGAUAGACGUGAAGGUAAAAAUAAAGUUAAGACUGGAGACGGUGGUGGAGACGAAGAGAGCGGUAGGUUAA
Messenger RNA from Enterobius vermicularis (human pinworm), 294 nucleotides. NCBI's taxonomy places the organism in Eukaryota, Metazoa, Nematoda, Chromadorea, Rhabditida, Oxyuridae. The record is from the annotation of a GenBank genome assembly.